Aspergillus heteromorphus CBS 117.55 is the source of this 1567-nucleotide messenger RNA. Its product is annotated as phosphotyrosyl phosphatase activator. The transcript has 3 exons. Lineage: Eukaryota; Fungi; Ascomycota; Eurotiomycetes; Eurotiales; Aspergillaceae. The record is from RefSeq and is a predicted model, not a curated record. Gene Ontology annotation, biological process: mitotic spindle organization. Gene Ontology annotation, cellular component: nucleus; cytoplasm; protein phosphatase type 2A complex. The coding region runs from base 124 to 1479 and encodes 451 amino acids. Gene Ontology annotation, molecular function: peptidyl-prolyl cis-trans isomerase activity; protein tyrosine phosphatase activator activity.
CCUUCACCAACAUUCGCUCUACGACCAGCCACUCGCCACACUCAGGUUCAGCGGUGGAAAAUCACAGCCAUCCUGACCCCCUAUACAACUCUUCAUCGGUGUUUCCAUCCCGAACCUCCCAACAUGGCCACAGACACCCCCUCAGUCCGGAUCCUCCCUCCCCUCGACCCCUCCGCGGGGCACGUCUUCAUCGAGCCCACCAAACGCAUCCACGAGCACAGCGACGUGCCCGAGUUCCUGUGCUCCAAGGCCUACGUGGACAUCAUGACUUUCCUGCUGCAGCUGAACCGAUCCAUGUUCCCCGCCAAGCUGUCGGACGGGCGCGUCCAGCCCUGGCCCUUGAACUCCGACGCGGUCGAAUACUCGGCCCCCGUUCGCCAGCUGCAGCUGCUGCUCUCCAGGCUGGAGGCCAUCCUCGAGGAGGCCCUGCCGGACACGGGCCCCCGUCGCUUUGGCAACAUCAGCUUCCGCAGGUGGUACGAGAUUGUCGAGAGUCGCGCCUCCAGCCUGCUGGAGGAGUGUCUGUCGCCAGACGUCCUACACAGAAAGUCGUCCGACGAGGGACCAACGGCGGAGGCGGAGCUCAAGGCGUACUUCCUGGGGAGCUGGGGGAGCCCGCAGAGACUGGACUACGGGACGGGGCAUGAGCUGAGCUUCCUGGCGUUCUUGGCGGGCAUCUGGAAGCUGAGUGGGUUCCCGAAGAGCAGCCCGGGGGUCGAGGAGAGGGCGCUUGUUCUGGGCGUGGUGCAGCCGUACCUCGAGCUCGUGCGCACCAUCAUCAAGACCUACACCCUGGAGCCGGCGGGCUCCCACGGCGUCUGGGGAUUGGACGACCACUCUUUCGUCCCCUACAUUUUUGGGUCGGCCCAGUUCGCCCCCGCGCUGUCCGAGUUGGACCGCGUGCCGGAGGAGGGCUCCCUGCCUGAUGCGCCGGACCCAAACGGGGUGGCAAAGGCCAACGUCGUGGAGCGGGAACGGCGGGGCAACCUGUACUUCUCUGCCAUCGGGUUCAUCUACGACGUGAAGAAGGGGCCGUUCUGGGAGCACAGCCCCAUGCUCUAUGACAUUUCGGGCAUCCGGACCGGCUGGGCCAAGAUCAACAAAGGCAUGAUCAAGAUGUACAACGCGGAAGUGCUGUCCAAGUUCCCGGUGGUGCAACAUUUCCCGUUUGGCUCCCUGUUCAGCUGGGACCGCGACCCUAAUGCGGUGCCACCCCCGACAACUGCCCACAGCACCUCGGGGCCCCAGUCUCGACCAACCGACGCACAGGCACCGGGAACCAAAGCCCCUUGGGCAACGUCUCCAGCCGUGCCGUCGCCAGGCGGCACCGCGGCGCCCUGGGCCAGAGGUCCAGCCAGCGGGCCGGCCCUGCCUGACACCUCGCGGUUACCCCCUGGACCGAUGGCGCCUACGAGAGCCCCGUGGGGACCGGGGGACAUGGACCCCAGGGAGGGGACCAAGGCCCCGUGGGCCAAAUGAAGUCCUUUUUGACGCAAUCACGCUGUACCUAUACUAUACCCUUUGCAUAUCCGUUUGCAUCCACGAUGCAGAAAAGCAUGAGAUGGCU